Molecule: messenger RNA, 2487 nt
Organism: Telopea speciosissima
Lineage: Eukaryota; Viridiplantae; Streptophyta; Magnoliopsida; Proteales; Proteaceae
Product: pentatricopeptide repeat-containing protein At1g71420
Exons: 1
Coding region: 25-2253 (742 amino acids)
Biological process (GO): RNA modification
Molecular function (GO): zinc ion binding; RNA binding; protein binding
Source: RefSeq, a predicted model, not a curated record
UCCCUUGAUACCACUACCUUCCACAUGGGGAUGGAACGAUGGAAAUGGAGGUGGAGAUGGAAAUGGAUAUGGGAGAAUCCUUUCUACAGAGGCUUCUGCACAAUCCCCAACUCAAGCAUCUCCCAACCCGGCUCUGUUCAGGUUCAACAUGUCUACACUCUCUGUGCCCGAGGUCAACUCCAGGAGGCGCUCACCCUUUUCUAUGCCAUUAACAUACCCCAUUCACAAGCCUACGCCACCCUCCUCCAAGGCUGUGCCCGGCACCGCUGCCUCGACCAAGGCCGAGCCCUCCACCACCAUAUGCUCGCCCACAACCACGAACCUGACCUCUUUGUGACCAAUCAUCUUAUCAACUUUUACGCUAAGUGUGGCUGCUUGGAUGUCGCUCGUCAACUGUUCGACCAAAUGCCCCAUAGAAACCUGGUUUCUUGGACUGCUCUUAUCACUGGUUACAGCCAGCAUGACCGACCCGAGGAUUGCUUUCAACUCUUCUCCUACAUGCUUGCCCACCACCGUCCCACUGAAUUCGCCUUUGCAAGUGUUCUUGGCUCUUGUGAUUGCAUUCGAGGCCGGCAGGUACAUGCCCUCGUCUUAAAGACCUCAUUUGAUGCUUAUGUUUACGUUGCAAACGCUCUUAUUACAAUGUACUCGAAGAGCUUAUACUCUGAUGACGCUUGGGUCAUCUUUCAAACCAUGUCAACACGUAGUCUUAUCACUUGGAAUUCGAUGCUCGCAGGGUUCCAGCUUUGUGGUCAUGGGGCCCAAUCGCUGGACCUCUUCUCUCGAAUGCACUGUGAUGGUAUUGGAUUUGAUAGGGCGACAUUUUUAAGCGUUAUUUCUUCUUUGUGUUCAGAGGGUAACGAUGUUGUUUUGGGCCUUGAGCAUUGUUACCAAUUGCACUGUCUGGCUUCCAAGACUGGGUUUGUAUCUCAGGUUGAGGUUGCCACGGCCUUAAUGAUUGCCUAUUCGAAGCUUGGAGGGGAUGCCAGCGAGUGUUAUAGGCUCUUCACUGAGACAAGUGAUUGUCAAGAUGUUGUUUCAUGGACUGGGAUUAUAACAUCUUGUGCAGAACAGAAGCCGGAACAAGCACUUCUACUCUUCAGUCAGCUGCGGUGGGAAGGCUUAAAUCCGGAUUGCUAUACUUUCUCAGCUGUCAUCAAAGCAUGUGCAUGCCUCGCUACUGAGCAACUUGGGUCAGCUGUCCAUGCUCAAGUCGUCAAGGCUGGGUUCGAGGAAGAUACUGUGCUUGCUAAUGCCCUUAUACAUGCCUAUGCACGGUGCGGCUCCAUCUGCUGGUCAGAGCAAGUUUUCAACCGUAUAGAGUUUCCCGACACUGUGUCUUGGAACUCAAUUUUCAAAGCUUAUGCUUUGCAUGGGAAAGCGGUGGAGGCAUUACAACUCUUUGAGCAAAUGAAUGUCCAGCCUGAUGCUGCCACCUUUGUUGCUCUCCUCACAGCUUGUAGCCAUGCUGGACUCGUAGAUGAAGGAACUAAAAUCUUUGACAUGAUGGUUCAGAAUUAUAGAAUUUACCCUCAACGUGACCACUUUGCAUGCAUGGUUGAUAUUCUAGGGCGAGCUGGGCACCUUCUUGAGGCUGAGGCUCUGAUUUACAGAAUGCCAAUGGAGCCUGAUUCUGUGAUCUGGAGUGCUCUGCUUGGUGCAUGCAGGAAACACCGAGAACCCAAGAUGGCUGAGCUGGCAGGGAGGAAGCUGAUGGAGUUGGACCCGAAAAAUUCACUAGGCUAUGUAUUGAUGUCAAAUAUAUAUUCUUCCGAGGGUUGCUUUCAUAAUGCAGCUUUUAUUAGAAAAGAGAUGAAAGGGUGUAGAGUGAGAAAGGAACCUGGCUUGAGCUGGAUUGAAAUUGAGAAUCAGGUACACGAGUUUGCCUGUGGAGGACAACGCCAUCCACAGCGAGAGGCCAUAUGUGCCGAGCUUGAAGUGUUGGUUGGACAGUUAAAGGAGAUGGGUUAUGUGCCAGAGACAAACUCGGCCUUGCAUGAUAUAGGGGAGGAGCACAAGGAGGAGCUGUUGUUUUGUCACAGUGAGAAGUUGGCUUUGGCAUUUGUGGUGAUGAAUUCUGGCCGAAGUGAUUGGAAGACCAUAAGGAUUAUGAAGAACAUUAGGAUUUGUCUCGACUGUCAUAACUUCAUGAAAUUAGCAUCAGAUCUUCUUCAAAGGGAGAUUCUGGUGAGAGAUUCAAACCGUUUCCACCAUUUUAGAGAUGGUUUGUGCUCUUGCAGUGACUAUUGGUGACCAACCAACAUCAUCCAACAGCAGUAUGUCUUCAUUUUGUUCGCUGUGCUUUACAUUUUUUCAGAUGUAGUGGUGCACAUAGAAGAGGAAUAGCCUAAUCUCCCCACUUCAACUAUCAAUUAGGUUGCAUUUUAUGGAGAUCUAGCAAACUUGAGAGAUUUUCUUGCAAUGAAGUAAUCUGAUUUUAUUUCCCCCAAGGUUUUCAGUCCUCAGUUACCACGGUCAACAUGAUUU